CCCUCUCACAGCAGUAGCAGUAGGACCUGAGCCUGCAGCAUCGUCGAGUGGCGCUGCCGAGCUCUCUGCUAUCCACUGUACACCUUCACAUUCCCUGGAAAUAAAACCUACUGCUGCUGCUUUGCCCCCAACCCCCUCCAACACUCUCUCUCUCUCUCGCUCUCUCGCAGUGACUGGUGCCACCUCCAAAGCAACAACAACAGGCAGGUGAGAGACAGGCAGACUUAGAGAAGGAGACUCUGACUCCAGUGCUUCAUUCCAUCCAGCCUCCCUGUACCCAGUUCAUCAUGAAUGGACAACACUGCUGGGGCUAUGGGGAUGAUAACGGCCCCUCGAACUGGCACAAGCAGUUCCCCUUUGCACAGGGGGACCGCCAAUCACCCAUUGACAUUGUGCCCGCACAGGCAGUUUAUGACGCCUGCCUCACACCGGUCUCCAUAUCCUACAAUGCCUGCACCUCGCUGUCCAUCUGUAACAAUGGUCACUCAGUCAUGGUGGAGUUUGAGGACUGUGAUAAUAAGACAGUGAUCAGUGAUGGCCCGCUGGAAGCCCCCUACAAACUGAAACAGUUCCAUUUCCACUGGGGCCGGAGAGGCAGUCAGGGAUCUGAACACACCAUCGAUGGCAAGUCCUACCCUGGUGAGCUUCACUUGGUUCACUGGAACGCAACAAAGUACAAAACCUUUGGGGAGGCAGCAGGGUCACAUGACGGACUGGCUGUGGUUGCUGUGUUCUUGGAGACUGGAGAUAAACAUACCAGCUUGAACAGAUUGACAGAUGCCUUGUACAUGGUUAAAUUCAAGGAAACAAAGGCUCAGUUUAAAGACUUUAACCCACAGUGCCUGCUGCCGAAAUGUAGGGAUUACUGGACAUAUGCGGGGUCUCUAACCACGCCACCCCUGAAUGAGAGUGUGACCUGGAUCGUCUUCAGGGAGCCGAUCCAAGUGUCUGAGAAGCAGCACUUCAGUAACACUCCAAUAUCUGUGAAUGGUUUCAUCACACCCUGUGAUGGUGAGAGGCGCUAUAUCAAGGUGCUGAAUCUUCCUGGCUCCAAGGAGAUGAUGGGCCAAAAGGGUUUAGGAGGAGGGUCUGCUCUGGGCCCACAUCGCCAUGAGUCUGCUCUGGGCCCACAUCGCCAUGAGUCUGCUCUGGGCCACACCACCAUGAGUCUGCUCUGGGCCCACAUCGCCAUGAGUCUGCUCUGGGCCCACACCGCCAUGAGUCUGAUCUGGGCCCACACCGCCAUGAGUCUGAUCUGGGCCCACAUCGCCAUGAAUCUGAUCUGGGCCCACAUCGCCAUGAGUCUGCUCUGGGCCCGCAUCGCCAUGAGUCUGCUCUGGGCCUACGUUGCCAUGAGUCUGAUUUGGGCCUACAUCGCCAUGAGUCUGAUUUGGGCCCACAUUGCCAUGAGUCUGAUCUGGGCCCACAUUGCCAUGAGUCUGCUCUGGGCCCACAUCGCCAUGAGUCUGAUCUGGGCCCACAUCGCCAUGAGUCUGAUCUGGGCCUACAUCGCCAUGAGUCUGAUUUAG
Messenger RNA from Rhincodon typus (whale shark), 1529 nucleotides. It is a transcript of the gene ca7, whose product is annotated as carbonic anhydrase VII. Gene Ontology annotation, molecular function: zinc ion binding; carbonate dehydratase activity. Bases 288 to 1529 code for a protein of 413 amino acids. Lineage: Eukaryota; Metazoa; Chordata; Chondrichthyes; Orectolobiformes; Rhincodontidae. The record is from RefSeq and is a predicted model, not a curated record. Gene Ontology annotation, biological process: regulation of intracellular pH. Gene Ontology annotation, cellular component: cytoplasm. The transcript has 8 exons.